Molecule: messenger RNA, 291 nt
Organism: Mixia osmundae IAM 14324
Lineage: Eukaryota; Fungi; Basidiomycota; Mixiomycetes; Mixiales; Mixiaceae
Exons: 3
Coding region: 1-291 (96 amino acids)
Source: RefSeq, a predicted model, not a curated record
AUGCUCGAAGCUCGAAGGCCCGUCGCGUGUGUCGACGUCUUCCCAGAUUCGACAACGUCGCUUCCGUCGCUUCAGCAAUUCUUGCGACACUCAGACUGGCCCGGAAGUCUGUAUCGACGUCGCAAUGUAACAAGACCGCCGGUAUGCAGAUGUGACGGCAAAGCGAUUUCGCAAGGCGUCAGCCAUACCGCUUUACGAUGGGUGGCUCUGACAUCGCCAGAUGCAUCAGCCAUUACUGAAGUCCGGGCUGUACUUCAUUUCGAGAUCACAAGUACCAAAGACGUCCUGUGA